Messenger RNA from Phalaenopsis equestris, 2012 nucleotides. Its product is annotated as 3beta-hydroxysteroid-dehydrogenase/decarboxylase-like. Bases 83 to 1759 code for a protein of 558 amino acids. Gene Ontology annotation, biological process: steroid biosynthetic process. Lineage: Eukaryota; Viridiplantae; Streptophyta; Magnoliopsida; Asparagales; Orchidaceae. Gene Ontology annotation, molecular function: 3-beta-hydroxy-Delta5-steroid dehydrogenase (NAD+) activity. The record is from RefSeq and is a predicted model, not a curated record. The transcript is spliced from 13 exons.
UUGACAGAAAAUCAGGCGAAAUUUUCACUCCCGCGGCUCAUUUCACCGGUACCCAUCUCCUAUCAUCUGCAAGGCGGGGAGUAUGGCGGCAAUCGACGGCGACGGUGAGCGGUGGUGCGCGCUUACCGGCGGCAGAGGCUUCGCCGCGCGCCACCUUGUACAGAUGCUGCUCCGAUCGCAGGAGUGGCGCGUGCGAAUCGUCGAUCUGGGGCCCUCCAUCAAUCUCGAACCUCAUGAGGAGACAGGUGUCGUCGGCGAAGCUCUCAAGUCCGGAAGAGCUGCUUACAUAUCCGCCGAUCUACGAUGGAAGCGCCAAGUCUCUAAAGCAUUUCAUGGCGUAGAAGUUGUUUUUCAUAUGGCUGCCCCGGACUCGUCCAUUAACAACUUCGAGCUUCAUUAUUCUGUUAAUGUUGGAGGAACCAAAAAUGUUAUAGAUGCUUGCAUUGAAUGCAAAGUUAAACGACUGAUCUAUACCAGUUCUCCUAGUGUUGUCUUUGACGGCAUUCAUGGAAUUUAUAACGGGAAGGAGUCAAUGCCAUAUCCAAUAAAGUUCAAUGACUCUUAUUCAGAGACUAAAGCAGAAGCAGAAAAACUGGUUCUAAGGGCGAAUGGUAGAAAUGGGCUUUUGACUUGUUGUAUUCGACCUAGCAGCAUUUUUGGCCCGGGUGACAGGCUAUUGGUUCCUUCGCUUGUUGCUGCUGCUAGGGCUGGAAAAUCCAAGUACAUCAUUGGUGAUGGAAAUAAUAUGUAUGACUUCACAUAUGUUGAAAAUGUGGCAUAUGCCCACAUAUGUGCUGAACGAACUCUAGCCACAGGUGGUACAGCUGCAGUUAUAGUAGCAGGACAGGCAUAUUUCAUUACAAAUGUGGAACCGAUAAAAUUUUGGGAGUUCAUGUCAUUGAUUCUUGAAGGCCUUGGAUAUGAAAGGCCGAGUAUAAAAAUUCCUGCUCCUGUCAUGAUGCCAAUAGCUUAUUUAGUAGAGUUGAUAUACAAGUUGUUCUCAUGUUUUGGAAUGAGUGUGCCGCAGCUUACACCUUCUAGAGUUAGGCUUCUUUCAUGUGAGAGGACUUUCAGUUGCAGUAAAGCUAGAGAUCAUAUAGGUUAUGAACCUAUUGUUUCACUCAAGGAUGGCCUAAGGAAGACAAUAGAUUCAUUCUCCCAUUUGAGGGCUGUGCAGUUCAAGCGAACUUCUAAGGUUUAUGCCUAUCUUGGAAAUGAGAAUGUUGCAAACACUCUCCUUUGGAAAGAUAAGAAGCAAUCUCUCAUCUCUGUUCUAUUCUUGGCUGCUAUUUACUAUUAUUUCUUUGCAUCCGGCUACACUUUAAUCACAGCAAUGGCGAAGCUUCUUUCUCUGUCUGCAUUAUUUCUGUUUGUCCAUGGCAUGCUACCAACAAAAAUAUUGGGCUACAAUAUUGAAAAGAUGCCACCUUCUUAUUUUCACUUUUCAGAAGAGAAUGCCCAUCAGUUUGCAUCAUCAUUAGGUUCCUCAUGGAAUUCCUUAGUUGGCAUACUGAGAUCUCUUUACAAGGGAAGAGAUUGGUCUUUAUAUCUUAAGGUAGUCAUCACCCUAUUACUUGUGAGUUUCCUUGGAGCCAUGACUGUGCAAAGCUCAUACAAAAUAGGUAUUCCAGCAUUAUUCAUAGGUGUCUAUAUUUAUGAGAAAUGGGAAGAUGAAAUCGAUGGUGCUUUCGAUAGAGUUCGAUUCGAGGUUUUGAAGCUGCAAUCUUAUGUUACAAAGAUAUUUAAGAGGCAGCAGUAGGCGCAUCAUUGCUAAAAUAAGCUGGAGGACCUGAUAUAAUUAAUCGUAACUAUGAGCCAGAUGUCUUGAGAAGUUGGAGCCCAGUGGAUAAAGAAACGAGUUUCAAAUUGGUAUAUAUGUAACCUCUCGUCUACUUGUUGCAUAAACUGAGUAUUAUUUCUUGCCAUUUGUUCUUUAGAAAGCUUUUAUUUGUGUUGUAUGUUAUCUAUUAGAUUUAAUUAUUUCAGUUUAUAUCUUUUAAGAUUAUUAUUUA